UUAGUUAAAAAAAAAAAACAAAAUUUGAGGUUAUAUUUUUAUUGCGGUAGAUUUCAUUUAAUUUUUAUUUUUAUUUAGGUAUAAUCUUAUUAAUUGUUAUUUAUAAGUCUGUGUAUUUGCGAAUUGCGAAUAAAGUCAUGGAAAGUGAUGAAAUUAUUUCCCAGUUUAGUUUUUCUAUGUUGGAAAGUAAAAUUGAUAGUCGUAUCUUAGAUUCACUGAAAACUAUGGGUUUUUUGAAGCCUACAAAAAUUCAAGCCAAAACAUUGCCUCAUAUGCUUCUUGGAGACGAUGUCAUAGGUGCUGCAAAAACGGGAAGUGGCAAAACUUUGGCAUUUUUAAUACCAGUUGUAGAAAAAUUAAUCAGUUUGGGAUUUACCAAUAAACAUGGAGUUGGCUGUUUAAUAAUUUCUCCAACUAGAGAAUUGGCUCUACAAAUUUAUGUAGUGUUAAAAAAAUUGAUAGCAAAUAUAAAUUUAACACACUGUUUGGUUGUUGGUGGUGAGAAAAAAUUAAAAGAAAUUGCAUCUUUGAAUAAAGGAGUUAAUAUAAUUGUCGGAACACCUGGUCGCAUAUUAGACCAUGUAGAAAAUACUUCUGGUUUCAGCUGUAAUAAUCUCAAGUGCCUUGUUUUGGAUGAAGCUGAUAAAUUAUUGGAAGCUGGGUUUGAGAAACACAUAGCUGGUAUAAUAAGGAAACUACCAAUAGCUGUGUUUGUUUUUUCAGAAAAGAGACAGACAGCAUUGUUUAGUGCAACAAUAGAUGAAAAGGUUGAGAAUCUUGCAAGGUUAGCAUUGAAGGAUAAUCCUAAAUUGAUAUCUGUAAAAAAUCAAAAACAGUCAACUGCCUCAGGCCUAGAGCAAGGAUAUUGCAUUUGUCCAGUGGAAAAGAGAUUAUGUUGGCUCUAUAAAAUGCUUAAAAAAACCAAAAAGCUAAAAGUGAUGGUGUUCUUUUCGUCCUGCAAAUCUGUUGAUUUCCAUUACAGUUUCUUUAAAGUUCACUGUAAGGCUCCAGUGAUUAGUAUCCAUGGUAAACAAAGCCAAUCCAGGAGAAAGGAUGCAUACCAAACUUUCGUUCAAGCAGACAAGGGGGUUCUGUUUUGCACUGACGUGGCAGCUAGGGGGUUAGACAUACCAGCUGUGAAUUGGAUAGUACAAUACGACCCCCCUACAGAUAUGAAGGAGUACAUUCAUAGAGUGGGUCGUACAGCAAGAGGUUUGAACAACUCUGGCAACGCUGUAAUAUUGUUGCGAGAGGAGGAAGAGAAGUUUGUUCAGUAUUUGAAGAGAGAGAAAGUUUAUUUAGACAAAUACAAUUUUGGUGAUCCUCCUGACGAUGUACAGAAAAUGCUAGAAGACCUCAUACAAAAGGACGGAACUAUGAAGAUUCUCGCACGCAAGGCGUAUUUGUCACAUCUGCGAUGUUACAACAAGCAUUCACAUAAUGAAGUGUUUAACAUAAAACACUUGGAUUUAAAACUCGCUGCUAAAGCUUUUGGAUUUUUGGAGCCGCCUCAUGUUGAUUUUCUAAAAACUAAAAAACGUAGGAAACCUAACAUCGAUGGAACAACUGUAAGAUAGUAUACAGCCAAUCGACGUUGAACUGCCUCUAUGGUCCUGUGGUUAACCUUUAAGGUUUCAGAUCAGGAGGUCCUGGGUUCAAGUCCUGUUCAAGCAAGCAGCAGACUUUGAACAUAAGUCAGUGGUAUUACACCUAUGUUCCUAUGAGAGCACGUUAAGCCAUCGGUCCCGAUCUUUAUCACAAAACAUCUCAUGGUUUUAGUGUAAAAUAGCAAAAUUAUUAUUUUGUUAUUCAUUAAGCAUUCAAUAUUUUAUAUCUGGAUGAAAAUGUUGAUGAAUAAAAACAACAGUUUAUUAUA
This is a messenger RNA of Bicyclus anynana (squinting bush brown), 1876 nucleotides long. Its product is annotated as ATP-dependent RNA helicase DDX18. The transcript is spliced from 9 exons. Gene Ontology annotation, cellular component: nucleolus. NCBI's taxonomy places the organism in Eukaryota, Metazoa, Arthropoda, Insecta, Lepidoptera, Nymphalidae. The record is from RefSeq and is a predicted model, not a curated record. Bases 138 to 1577 code for a protein of 479 amino acids. Gene Ontology annotation, biological process: maturation of LSU-rRNA from tricistronic rRNA transcript (SSU-rRNA, 5.8S rRNA, LSU-rRNA). Gene Ontology annotation, molecular function: RNA helicase activity; nucleic acid binding; ATP binding.